AUGAAGGUCACCUACGCCUUGGCCGUGGCUGCCACCAUUGAGCAGGCCUCUGCCACCUUUCUCCUUGGAGGCGACCUACUCAAAAAGUGGAAAGGCGUCGAUUCCUUCAUUUGUCCCGGCCAGAAACCCGUCAUUUGCAAGCCCGACCAGGUACCUGGCUACGACUGGGGCAAGGUCCCCGUCGGACCCGUUGACAACUAUGGCGGUUGCAACUUCAAGGGCUGGUCCUGCAAGAAGAAGUUUGGCCGCCGCGAUAUGCUUGCUGGUCGCCAGGAUGAUGGUAGCAAAUUCAUCGAGGCCGAUAUCAGCACUGACGGCUCGAGCCAACCCGUGAUCGAGGCCAGUAACGAGAUUGGCAGCUUCGACAUCAACAACCUCUCUGUCGAGGUCGAUACUCCUGGUCGCUACGACUUCAUAUACACCGUUAGAAACAGCAACUUCCCCUGCAAGCAGACCCAUGAGCUCACCACUGAGGGCCAAACCAUUGUCAACACCCAGUGCGGUGACGCCACGGCGCUCACGAUUGCUGUCGCCAAAAACCAGGGCAACCAGAAGAGAACUCUUGGACUCUUUCUGAAGAAGUUCUGCAAGAUUAAGUGCCACAAGAUUGAUUUCUGGUGCAAGCCGCCGCCUCCUGGCAAGACUACCACUCCUCCUGCCAGCCAGACUACUCCUCCUGGCACGCCUCCUGUCACUCCUCCUGGCACCGAGACCACUCCUCCCAACACUCCUCCUACUGUUCCCGGUACCACUCCUCCGUUCGAGACUGUUCCCGGUACCACUCCUCCGUUUGAGACUGUUCCUGGAACUAGCAGCACCGAGAAGACUACUCCUCCUGUUACUCCUCCCGCCACUGUCACCACCACCUACACUACCUCCACUGUCUACACCACCUCUACGAAGACAAUCACCAGCUGCGGUCCUGAGAUCACCUCUUGCCCGAUCAAGACCCCUGGUGGCACUCAUGUUGUCACCGUUACCAUCCCCGUCAGCACCACCAUCUGCCCCGUCACUGAGACUGUCCCUGUUGUUCCCACUCAGACUCAGCCUGGCGAGACCAAGCCUGGCGAGACUCAGCCUUCCGAGACCAAGCCUGGCGAGACUCAGCCUGGCGAGACUCAGACCUCUCCCCCUGUUCCCACGCAGUCUCUUCCUUGCCCCGAAUCUGUUCCAAAAUGCUUGAAGAUGUGGUUGGAUGAGGCCAAGGAAUGCAAAAAGGACAACACCGAUGCCGCUUGCUACUGCAAGAACAGCAACUUCACCGACAAAGUCUUUGGUUGCCUGGGCGCGUACAGCGGUAGCGACCAGAACGUCGCCGAUGCCAUCAACUUCUUCCAGGGCAUUUGCGCUGAGCACGUUGGCGAGAACCCUAACAUUGCUACUGGUGCCGAGACCAUUAUCAUCACUGCCACCCCUACUGCUCAGCCCACUGGCGGCGUCACCACCAUCACCGUUUCCACUACCAUCACCGAAAGCAGCACCACCCGUGUUAUCAACACCCAGAUCCCCGUGCCCCAGGUCACCUUCUCACCCCCCGCUGAGAAGGAGCCUGCCCCUACCGGCGCCCAGCCCGGCGGCGAGAUCCCUACCGGUGCCCAGCCCGGCGGUGAGGUCCCUCCCGGUGCUCAGCCUGGCGGCGGUGAGGUCCCUACUGGCGUCCAGCCGCCCGCCACCCCGGUCGGCCCCGGCCUGUCCACUGGCACCGGCGUCCCCACUGUUCCCUCUGGCUCUGUUCCCCCCACCGUCAACGGUGCGGGCAAGGCUCAGGCCGGUCUUCUCGGAGCCGUCGCCAUGGUCCUUGUUGCUGCUCUUGACAACAAGAAUGGACCCGAUAUUGUUUUUAAUUCUUACGAUCCUUAA
Molecule: messenger RNA, 1860 nt
Organism: Beauveria bassiana ARSEF 2860
Lineage: Eukaryota; Fungi; Ascomycota; Sordariomycetes; Hypocreales; Cordycipitaceae
Product: adhesin protein Mad1
Exons: 5
Coding region: 1-1860 (619 amino acids)
Source: RefSeq, a predicted model, not a curated record